AUGGCUCAAGCCUACCGCGAUGCGCUCGAGCGCACCGUCCAAGAGCUCAAAUCAAGGCGCGAUGAGAAACGACUACAUGCUGCCGAGAGCCUACUACACGAAGUAGAAGCCGCACAUAGAGGUGAGGCCGCUCGUCGUAUCCAUCUGACUGAAGCACUCCAGCUGACACGCAUCCGCCACANNGAAUUGUCGGCCGCUCAAUUCGCUCCUUACUACGUCGAGGUCAACAAACGCAUCGCCGAACUCAUCCAGAAUGGAGCCGACACACACGAACGAACCGGCGGUCUCUACGCACUUUCACAACUCAUCGACUUCAAGGGCGACGAUGCUGCUCAAAAGACGACGCGAUUCCAUACUGUCCUACGCAAGGUCAUGACGGGCAACGACACGGCUGCCAUGGUCGUCGCUGCAAAGACACUCGGUCAUCUCGUCUCGCCUGGAGGGACCCUUACCGCCGAACUGGUUGACGCCGAAGUCAAGGUCGCCCUCGAGUGGCUUCAGAUCGAACGCAACGAGAAUCGGAGAUUCUCAGCCGUCUUGAACUUAUACGAACUUGCGAAGAGCUCGCCCACACUUCUACACGUAUGGAUACCCGACAUCUUCGAGGUCAUUUGGGUCGCGCUACGCGACCCCAAGGUCAUGAUCCGCGAGUCGGCCGCCAACACCAUUAGCCAAUGUUUCGAGAUUCUCAUGGCCAGAGACCCCCAGGCACGCCAGAAAUGGUUGACAAGAACAUAUGAAGAGAUAGACAAGGGUUUCCAACACAACACGGUCGAGGCCAUUCAUGGUUCUUUGCUUGCUCUAAAAGAAUUGCUGCAGAAGGGAGGCAUGUUCAUGCACGGUCCGCGCUACAAGGAAGCUUGCGAGCGCAUCCUAUCGUACCGUGAACACCGCGAUCCUCUUAUUCGCCGCGAGGUCGUUUACAUCAUUCCAAUCUUGGCCAGAUACGCCCCGAAGGAGUUCUGUAAUGGCUACAUUCACCGAUCCAUGUCACAUCUCCAAGGCCUCCUCAAAUCUCCCAAAGAUCGCAAUCUGUCGUUCAUCGCCAUUGGAAAUGUCGCAAAUGCUGUUGGCAGUCAAAUUGCUCCUUAUCUCGACAACAUUCUCCUUCAUAUCCGCGAAGCCCUUAGUGUCAAGGCACGCAUCAAGAACACCGAUGAAGCUCCGAUCUUCAAGUGUAUCAGCAUGAUCUCGAUCGCUGUCGGUCAGACUCUGAGCAAGUACAUGGAGGCUUUGCUUGACCCAAUUUUCGCCUGUGGUCUGAGCGAUGCUUUAUCACAAGCACUUGUCGACAUGGCACACUACAUCCCUCCUGUCAAGCCGAUCAUUCAGGAGAAACUCCUUGAUUUGCUGAGCAUCACUCUGUGCGGCAAGCCUUUUGUUCUACCAGGCCACCCUAGUCACAGCACUCCCUUGCCCCGGAUAUUCACUAGAGAAGUCAGAGAUCAACAAGAUCCUCAACACGUCGAACACAAGGAGCAGCAGAUAGCACUGGCCCUCUACACUCUCGGCAGCUUCGACUUCUCUGGUCAUGUUCUCAACGAGUUCGUUAGAGACGUCGCAAUUCGUUACGUGGAAGAUGACGACGCCGAGAUCCGGAAGGCAGCGGCCUUGACCUGUUGCCAAUUGUUUGUUAGAGACCCAAUUGUGUACCAGACCAGCCAUUACUCGAUCCAAGUUGUCAGCGAUGUCAUUGAGAAACUCUUGACUGUUGGAGUUGCUGAUCCGGAGGCCGAGAUUCGAAGAACAGUCCUGGCAUCACUAGAUGCUCGCUUUGAUCGUCAUCUUGCAAAGGCUGAAAACGUUCGCACGCUCUUCCUUGCACUAAACGACGAAAUCUUCGGUAUCCGAGAAGCUGCAAUGACCAUUAUUGGCCGCCUGACUGCUGUCAAUCCAGCUUACAUCUUUCCUUCUUUGCGCAAAGUUUUGAUCCAAUUGUUGACCGAGAUCGAAUACUCAAACAAUGUCAGAAACAAGGAGGAGAGCGCAAGGUUGAUCAGUCAUCUUGUUGGCUCGUCUUCGAAGCUGAUCAAGCCAUAUGUUGACCCCAUGAUCACGGUACUCUUGCCGAAAGCUCAAGAUCCCAAUCCUGAUGUGGCAUCUGCCACUUUGGAGGCAAUAGGUGAUUUGGCCACCGUCGGUGGUGAUGAGAUGGUCAAGUAUGUUCCUGAAUUGAUGAAGGUCAUUAUUGAGAGUCUCCAAGACUUGAGCUCAGCUGGGAAAAGGCGAGCAGCUCUGAGGACUCUUGGACAGCUUGCCAGUAACUCCGGCUACGUGAUCGAUCCUUACGUAGAGCAUCCUGAGCUUCUUUCGAUCCUGGUGCAGAUCGUCAAGAAUGAGCCACCUGGCGAACUGCGCAAAGAGACUAUUCGACUGAUGGGUAUCCUUGGUGCUUUGGAUCCGUACAGACAUCAGGUCAUGGAGCAAUCCUCUGAGAACCAUCUCGUCGCAGAUUCGCAGACUGUUACCGAUGUUGGCCUGAUCAUGCAAGGAACCACACCCUCGAACGAGGAAUACUACCCAACCAUUGUCAUCAACACUCUUCUGGACUUGCUCAAGGAGCCCACGCUCGCGCAACAUCACGCUGCUGUUGUUGAGGCUGUCAUGAGUAUUUACAGAACCAUGCGUCUGAAGUGUGUCAACUUCCUUGGCCUAGUGGUUCCCGGUAUUCUUCUUGUCAUCCGAACCUCACCGGCAGGAAACAUUGAGAAGUAUUUCAACAAUCUUAGCGAGCUAGUGGAGAUUGUUCGUCAACACAUCAGACCUUAUUUGCCGGAGAUUCUUGCAACAGUACAAGACUUCUGGGCAGACAACUCUCCCUACCAGGCGACAAUGCUUGCACUUAUUGAGUCGAUUGCCCAAUCUCUCGAGGGCGAGUUCAAAAUAUACCUAGCUAACGUGCUUCCUCUGAUGCUUGGUGUACUCGAUCACGACAUCACACCUAGACGCUUGCCAUCGGAACGAGUGUUGCACGCGUUCCUUGUCUUUGGAUCGAGCGCAGAAGAGUACAUGCACUUGAUCAUUCCCGUCAUUGUCCGUAUGUUCGAGAAGCCAGGUCAGCCGACACACAUUCGCAAGCUCGCAAUUGAGACUAUUGGCAAACUCUCAAGACACGUCAAUAUUUCUGAGUUCGCUGCAAAGAUCAUCCACCCUCUUUCGCGAGUCUUGGGCGGCCAAGAGACUGGACUCAAGCAGACUGCUCUGGAUACUCUGUGUGCUCUCAUCUUCCAGCUUGGUCCAGACUACAUCCACUUCAUCCCGACCAUCAACAAGAUUCUUGUAACUCACAAAGUGCCACACACCAACUAUGCUUUGAUUGUCAGCAAGUUGCAGAAGGGUGAGCCUCUACCACAAGACCUGAGCCCAGAUGAACGAUACAAGACUUCCGCUUCGGAAGAAGUUCAGAGAGGUGUCGACAACCGCAAAUUGGCAGUCAACCAGCAGCAUCUCAAGAUCGCAUGGGCAGCCAAUGCUAAGUCAACCAAGGAAGAUUGGCAAGAGUGGAUGAGACGAUUUAGUCUGGAACUGCUCAAGGAGUCGCCACAGAACGCAUUGAGAUCAUGCUCGCAGCUCGCUAGUUCUUACCCUCCUCUUGCAAGGCAGCUUUUCAACUCUGCAUUCGUGUCAUGCUGGACUGAGCUGUACGACCACUACCAAGAGUCCUUGGUCCGCUCGAUAGAGACUGCUCUGACCUCACCCCAUAUUCCACCUGAGAUCCUACAAGUGCUUCUGAACCUUGCUGAGUUCAUGGAGCAUGACGACAAGGCUCUUCCGAUCGAUGUUCGUACUCUCGGUAUGUACGCCGGCAAAUGUCAUGCAUUCGCAAAAGCUCUUCAUUAUAAAGAACUCGAGUUCAACGCCGAGCAAAACGCCAGUAACGUUGAGGCUUUGAUCAGCAUCAACAACCAACUCCAACAGACUGAUGCCGCCUUCGGUAUUUUGCGUAAGGCGCAAGGUUACGUGGAUGUCCAGAUGAAGGAGACUUGGUUCGAGAAGUUGCAACGUUGGGAAGAGGCCCUGACAGCAUACCAACGCCGUGAGCGCGAUGAACCAGAUUCAUUCGAGGUCAUCAUGGGUAAGAUGCGCUGUCUUCACGCUCUCGGUGAGUGGGAAGUACUUUCAUCUCUUGCGCAAGAGAAGUGGAUGCACGCUUCUUCGGAGAACCGCAAGUCUAUCGCUGCCUUGGCUGCUGCUGCCGCAUGGGGCAUGGGACAGUGGGAGCUUAUGGACGGCUAUUUGUCUGUGAUGAAAUUGCACUCGCCCGAUCGCUCUUUCUUUGGCGCCAUUCUCUCAAUUCAUCGCAAUCAGUUCGACGAUGCACAGCUUCAUAUCAACAAAGCGAGAGAAGGGUUGGACACAGAGCUCAGUGCACUCCUCGGCGAGUCAUACACAAGAGCGUACAGUGUCAUCGUCCGUGUGCAGAUGCUUGCAGAGCUGGAAGAAAUUAUUGCAUACAAACAAAGCUCCAGUGAUCCCCACAAGCAGGAGCGCAUGCGUCUGACCUGGACCAAGCGACUGAAGGGGUGCCAAAAGAACGUCGAGGUUUGGCAGAGAAUGCUCAAGGUGCGUGCCUUGGUCAUCUCACCUCCAGAGAAUGCAGAGAUGUACAUCAAGUUUGCCAGCAUCUGCAGAAAGGCACAGAGGAACGGUCUUGCUGAGAAGUCGCUGAACUCCCUUCUUGGCUGGCAAGGUAGUCUCAUGACACCAGAAGGUCAGGAGCGCACUCUACACGCACCGUACCCUGUUCAGUACGCCGUCUACAAGUACAUGUGGUCGAAUGGAUAUUCUUCAGGCGCCUUGACAGGCCUCAGAGACUUCACAGAAAGGCUGCGCAUCGAUUACGAACAGCGAACAUUGGCAGUCACGAACCCUGGGACCNAAUGGUAUGAACGGAAUGAAUGGUACCAAUGGUGUCAAUGGCACACAAUUCCCGCAGCUGGUGUAAGUCCUCAGAUCUCUGAGAAGGACAUGGCUCAAUUGGCCGACUGGCAAAAGCUGCUUGCUAGAUGCUACCUCAAGCAAGGUGACUGGCUUAGUCUGCAGAUGCGUGGAGAGUGGGAUGCUCAUCGAGUACACGAGAUAAGAUCUUCGUACAAGGCAGCCACCCACUACAACCAAGACUGGUACAAGGCAUGGCACGCUUGGGCGCUGGCAAACUUUGAGGUCGUUACCGCACUUACCGCAAACAAAGACAGAGGAGAAGCCGAUGGCAUGCAACGAAGAUACAUCCACGACUAUGUCGUUCCUGCCAUUCAAGGAUUCUUCAAGUCAAUUGCCCUCUCUUCUUCAAGCUCUUUGCAAGACACUCUGCGUCUUCUGACACUGUGGUUCAACCAUGGCGAGCAUCAAGAAGUUACCUCGGCAGUCACGCAAGGUGUGACCACUGUCAGCAUCGACACCUGGCUCGAGGUCAUCCCUCAGCUGAUUGCUCGUAUCAAUCAACCGAACAGACUGGUCAAGGAUUCGAUUCAUCACUUGUUAUGUGAAGUCGGAAGAGCUCACCCACAAGCACUGGUAUACCCAUUGACUGUUUCAAUCAAGUCAGAAGACAGAGACCGUUCAAGAGCUGCCAAGGACAUCAUGACUGCUAUGGAGCAACAUAGCCCUAAUCUUUGCAGACAGGCAGCUGUUGUCAGUCACGAGCUGAUCCGUAUCGCUGUGCUCUGGCAUGAACAGUGGCAUGAGGGUCUUGAAGAAGCGUCGAGACUAUACUUCGGUGAUCACGACAUCGACGGCAUGCUCCGUACUCUUGAGCCCUUGCAUCGCAUGCUUGACGAGGGCCCUGAGACUCUGAGAGAAAUAUCAUUUAUCCAGAGCUUCGGACGCGACCUCGCAGAAGCCAGAGAUUGGUGCAACAACUUCAAACGUACGAAUGAGGUCGGUGAUCUUAACCAAGCAUGGGACCUCUACUACGGCGUUUUCAAGAGAAUAGCGAGACAGUUGCCUCAACUUGCCAACCUCGAGCUGCAAUAUGUCUCACCAAAGCUCAAAAAUGUUCACGACCUUGAGCUUGCUCUUCCUGGAACGUACAAGAGUGGCAAGGAGAUUAUUCGCAUUCUCUCCUUCGAUCCUUCGUCGACUGUCAUUCAGUCCAAACAGCGACCAAGAAAGCUUACCCUCACUGGCAGCGACGGAGGCACCUAUCAGUACGUACUCAAGGGUCACGAGGAUAUUCGUCAAGAUGAACGUGUCAUGCAACUUUUCGGUCUGGUCAAUACUCUGCUCUCACACGAUCCCGAGUCGCUCAAGCGUCACCUUAAUAUCCAGCGUUACGCAGCCAUUCCUCUCUCGACACAGUCCGGUCUGCUUGGAUGGGUACCCAACAGUGACACCUUGCACGUUCUCAUCCGGGAUUACCGUGAGAGUCGUAAAAUCCUUCUCAACAUCGAACAUCGCAUCAUGCUUCAGAUGGCUCCCGACUAUGACAACCUUACGCUCAUGCAGAAGGUGGAAGUGUUCGGCUACGCACUGGACAACACCACUGGCCAAGACCUUUACCGCGUUCUGUGGUUGAAGAGCAAGAGUUCAGAAGCCUGGCUUGAGCGUCGCACAAACUACACGCGCUCCCUCGCAGUCAUGUCCAUGGUCGGCUACAUUCUGGGUCUUGGUGAUCGUCACCCGUCCAACUUGAUGCUUGAUCGCAAUACUGGCAAGAUCAUCCACAUCGAUUUCGGUGAUUGUUUCGAAGUCGCCAUGCAUCGCGAGAAAUAUCCCGAGCGUGUUCCCUUCCGUCUCACACGCAUGCUCACAUUUGCUAUGGAAGUCUCGAACAUUGAAGGUAGCUUCCGCACGACCUGUGAACAUACCAUGCGUGUCCUCCGCGAGAACAAAGAAUCACUCAUUGCUGUGCUUGAAGCGUUCAUUCACGAUCCUCUGCUCACCUGGCGUCUGGGCAACAAANAUUCACCUCCUGAGCCCUCUUUCCCAUCAGAACGUCGUACGUCGAUCAUUGGCGAACUAGACUCCGCGCCCCGCAGCACACCAGGCGGUCGCAAGCGUGCACCACCCGGCGCCGAAAAUGUUCCUGGCGAAGGCAAGGAGGUCCAGAAUGCCAGAGCCCUGCAAGUCCUCGCCCGUGUCAAGGAAAAGCUUACGGGUAGAGACUUCAAGAAGGAUGUCGAGUUGGCUAUUGAGGAGCAAGUCGAGAAGUUGUUGUCUGAAGCAACGAAUCUGGAGAAUUUGUGUCAGCAUUACGGUGGUUGGUGCAGUUUCUGGUAA
Aureobasidium vineae is the source of this 7218-nucleotide messenger RNA. The record is from the annotation of a GenBank genome assembly. NCBI's taxonomy places the organism in Eukaryota, Fungi, Ascomycota, Dothideomycetes, Dothideales, Saccotheciaceae.